GGCAUUUUUUGCUUCCUGAAGCAAAAUUCUAUGCAAAAAUUUUUGCAAAAAUUUAGAAAGCAACUAUUUUUUGUAACCGAGCAGCCACUUCUUUAUCCUAAAAAUUAAAACAUUAAAAUUUUAAUAUAUAUUAGUCGAAUUAUUAUUUAUCAGGAUAUCAAAAUUAACAACAAAAGUUAUUGACACAUGAUUUUAAAACAACUUGAUAAUAGAAAUUUGUUCUGCUGAUUCAGGAAUGAAAUCAAAUGGCAACAAAAACAAAGAGAACAAUAGCAGCAAUACUAAUUAUAACCGUGAACGUUCGCCAAGAAUGCUCUCCCUUAAACACCAACAUAAAAACAGCAGGGCUUGUGCUAUGGAACUUGAUGAAGCAUCAUCUAAAGUUCCUUCCAGAUUUCAGCCUUCUCGUUCACCCAACAAUCCUUCUUUUGCUGGUUUACCGGUUAAUACUCCGUAUCUGGGUCCAUCACUUUCACCAGUCUCUUCACCUCAAUGGAGACUGACUGCCGGCAGCAGCAGCCCUGGAGCAACCACUUCUGGAAGAGCAGUUCCCAAGUCUGCACUGAUUAUGUCUAGGAUUCUUAACUCUAGAAGUACUGGAAUACCGAAUAUGGAACCAGUGCAAACUGGUGCAGAUGCCAAGGAUAUGUUAGAAAAGACCAUUUCAGAUGGUAGAGCACUUGUGGAGCAAUCGGCCAAUUACAAAGUCAUUGAUUUACCCUAUCAGAAGUCUCCAAAACACUCACCUUCAUUGGUUCCAUUGAUAUUGCAGACAGAAGUUGUCGAAAAAGAUGAUGAACUGUUAAUAGAAAUGAAAACGACAGAUUGUAUCUUCAAUUUUGAAGACAUUUUUGAAGAUGAAAUAGAAGAACGAAAAGAAACAGUAAAUGAAAAUAUAAAUGAAUGUGAUAGAGGAAGAGGAGUGGAUUUGAAUUUAACUGAAUCUGUGAUAAAUGAGGAGCCUGAUUUCUUUAUUGAAGGGAAAAAUACUAAGCCUGAAGGGAUAAUCAAAGAGAAAAAAGAAGAAAAACAAAGGGAAGGUGAAAUACAAGGAGGAUCAGAUAUAGCAAUAAAUGUUGCCAAAAAGAAACGAAAUUCUAACGAUGAAAUUAAAGGGAAAAGUUCAUCUGGAAAGAAGAAUAGAAGGGAAAAGGGUCGAAAAUCAAAGGAAGGAAGAGCAAAGGAAGGGAAGACAAAGGAGGAAGUAUUAAAGGAUAAUAAGGUUAAAGAUGAAUUUUUAAAUAAAUCAGAGAAGGAAGUGGAUGUUUCGGUUGAUUUUGCAUUUACAGCUAAAGAUCUCACUGCGCAAGUUGAGGGAAUCAUUUCUACUUCAAUUUCAGGCAUUUCUAAAGUUUUAGUUUCUAAAUUAGUUGUCAUUUUUAGAAAAAUGUUCACUUAAAAGUGUGCCAACACC
Messenger RNA from Meloidogyne enterolobii, 1414 nucleotides. The record is from the annotation of a GenBank genome assembly. Lineage: Eukaryota; Metazoa; Nematoda; Chromadorea; Rhabditida; Meloidogynidae.